CAGAAACAUACCGAGCAGACAGAAACUUUCAAUCAGUUGAAUUCUAUUCAAGAUGCUGGACUGGAGCAAUGUGAGUGUCUACCUUUUUCUUGCUGUUACUAUAUUGAAGUGGACUGGUCUUACUGAGGCAUCUUUACAGAGGUUUGACUCUCCACUAGUUUUGGAUGUUGGUCAACGAACAGUUUCGAAUGAAGAGAAGUCGGCAGAUCUGGCAGCUAAACUCUUACUUUUGGAUGAACUAGUUUCUCUGGAAAAUGAUGUAAUUGAGACCAAAAAGAAAAGAAGUUUCCCUGGAUUUGGAUCUCCACUGGACAGAAUUUCUGCAAGCACCACUGAAAUAAAGGGAAAGCAAAGGAAAGUAGCAGAUCUUCCCAAAAGAAGAUUUGGAAUUCCCCUUGACAGGAUUGGCAUGAAUCGCCUUGCCAAUACCAGAGGUUAACAGAUACCUAUAGUAAAUACACCCUGGAUGAUAUAUAAUACAUCUCGAACAUCACCAAAACCCACUAAUACCUUACAGAGCUCCGGAUCCUGAUUUAUGUUACAUUGAUUGAUGAACUGACCAUCUAUAAAUCUAUU
This is a messenger RNA of Hyla sarda, 576 nucleotides long. It is a transcript of the gene OSTN, whose product is annotated as osteocrin. Gene Ontology annotation, biological process: hormone-mediated signaling pathway. The transcript has 5 exons. Gene Ontology annotation, molecular function: signaling receptor binding. The record is from RefSeq and is a predicted model, not a curated record. NCBI's taxonomy places the organism in Eukaryota, Metazoa, Chordata, Amphibia, Anura, Hylidae. The coding region runs from base 53 to 439 and encodes 128 amino acids.